AUGGCUCAUGGCCUUGUCGGUUGGAACAAGAACUUCGCCUUGAUGCCUUACGGUGAUUCCUGGAGGGAACAUCGAAAAGUGUUUCAUCGGCAAUUCCAGCCCAAUGCGAUAUGCAACUACCACGCAUACAUGUACAAACAAGCAAGGAACAUGCUAGGCCGUCUCAUCGCAGAGCCUGGCGCUCUCAUGCGACACCUCCGAUUCAUGGCAGGAGCAACGAUUCUUCGGGUCUCGUACGGCAUUAAUGCGCAGCCUGAGCAUGAUCAUUAUCUUGAGAUCAUGGAGGAGGCUGUCCACUCCCUGGUUGAGGUAGGGAAUACAGGGGCAUAUAUGGUGGACUUAAUACCAGCCCUGAGAUAUUUACCGAGCUGGAUGCCCGGUGCGCGAUUCAAACAAGAUGCGGCUAGGUGGAGUAAGCAAGUCGAUAAGAUGUUUGACGAGCCAUUUGAGGUGGUGAAGCAAGAUCUGGCGGAAGGAAACUCAACAAACUGCGUCUGCGCUUCGCUCCUGUCGGAGAUAGAUGACAGUGCAGACGAAAAGCGUCAAGAAACCGUGAUCAAGCACGCUGUCGGAACAGCAUACAUCGGAGGUGCUGAUACGACUGUCUCUUCUCUGGCAACUUUCGUCCUAGCGAUGAUGCAGUACCCACACGUGCAGCGCAUUGCUCAAGAAGAAAUAGAGCGCGUCACGGGAAGAUAUAAUAUCCCGGCUGGGUCCAUCGUGAUGGGUAAUGCAUGGGCGGUUCUGCACGACGAAGACAGGUACCCGAACCCGGAGUCCUUCGAGCCCGCACGCUUUCUUACCGCAGGCGGCGAUCUCGACAAGGACGCGCCAGACUCUUUGGAGGCCGGCUUCGGCUUCGGUCGGAGGAUAUGCGCAGGGAUGGAUUUCGCGCAGGACUCAAUGUGGAUCAACAUAGCCUAUAUGCUGGCCACGCUUGAUAUAGAGAAGCCUAUGGACGAAACGGGGAACGUCAUCGAGCCCAGUGGAGAGUACACAACCGGGUUGCUGGAACAACCUCUGCCGUUCAAAGUUAGCUUCAAACCUCGAUCCAAGGCUGCCGAGGCGUUGAUGUACGAAGCGGCGUUUUACGACUGA
Molecule: messenger RNA, 1098 nt
Organism: Phanerochaete carnosa HHB-10118-sp
Lineage: Eukaryota; Fungi; Basidiomycota; Agaricomycetes; Polyporales; Phanerochaetaceae
Exons: 10
Coding region: 1-1098 (365 amino acids)
Molecular function (GO): oxidoreductase activity, acting on paired donors, with incorporation or reduction of molecular oxygen; monooxygenase activity; heme binding
Source: RefSeq, a predicted model, not a curated record